Messenger RNA from Aspergillus niger, 228 nucleotides. RefSeq lists its product as hypothetical. NCBI's taxonomy places the organism in Eukaryota, Fungi, Ascomycota, Eurotiomycetes, Eurotiales, Aspergillaceae. Bases 1 to 228 code for a protein of 75 amino acids. The transcript has 3 exons. The record is from RefSeq and is a predicted model, not a curated record.
AUGGGGGGAGAGGAUUGGAUUGUCGGGACUGCUUGCUUGGCCCCACGGCCACAGGAAGACUUCUUGCUAUCUACCAUCUACUCUUUCCCCCCGCCUGAAUUACCGGCCAUACGCCCUCGGUUGAUUCCGUUACUUCAAGUUCCCCUUCGACGCUACUUCGCUCAUUUCCAUCUGCUCUUGAACACGAACCUCCACCGAUAUCCUUUCACCCCAAGCCCAGCACAUUGA